UUUUUCUAUUCCCACUCGCGCCAAACCCAAAUCAAAUACAAUUUUUUUUUUGUUUUCGUCUUUCAUUCACAACGAGUGAGUGAAUGAGCGAGCGCCGUGUUGUAAUCAGCGGAUCAAAAUCAACAGAAGCUAUCAGCGGAGCGAGUUGUUCAACAGCGCGAAAUAGCCAAGCAUUGCACAGUUAAGUGAGAAAAGGAAGGAAACGAAUCAGGCAAUCUUCAAUCAAGAUGAGUCCGCCGGCAUUGCUAAGCAAAGACACGCCCGACAUUGAGGAUCUGUUGGCGCUGAAUCCGCGCGUCAAGACGCAGUGCAGCGUGGUGCCCACUAAGCAGACCAAGGAGAACAAGAAGCACUGGAAGCGCAAUGCCGACCACCUGGCGGUGCCCUGCACCACAUUGGCCAACAACUUUGAGGAUAUCAAGCACACGACCCUGUCGGAGCGUGGCGCCCUAGAGGAGGCAGCACGCUGCCUCAAGUGCGCCGAUGCGCCCUGCCAGAAGUCCUGUCCCACGCAGCUGGACAUCAAGAGCUUCAUCACGUCCAUUGCCAACAAGAAUUUCUAUGGCGCCGCCAAGGCCAUCUUCUCGGACAAUCCGCUGGGGCUGACCUGCGGCAUGGUCUGUCCCACCAGCGAUCUGUGCGUCGGCGGCUGCAACCUGCAGGCCUCCGAGGCGGGCCCCAUCAACAUUGGCGGCCUGCAGCAGUUCGCCACCGAGGUGUUCAAGCAGAUGGGCGUGCACCAGCGCCGAGCGCCGAAUCUGAAGCCGCUGCCACAGCCGAACAAGAAGAUCGCUCUGAUCGGCGGCGGACCUGCCUCGUUAUCGUGCGCCACAUUCCUGGCCCGAUUGGGCUACGACGACGUCACCAUCUAUGAACGUCGCAGCUAUCUGGGCGGCCUCAGCGCUGCCGAGAUACCACAGUACCGUCUGCCCAUCGAUGUGGUCAAUUUCGAGAUUGAUCUGGUCAAGGAUGUGGGCGUUAAGUUCGAAAUGCAGCGUUCCCUUAGCACCAAGGACUUGACCAUUCAGGGCCUACUCUCUUCCGGCCACGAUGCCGUCUUCGUGGGCAUUGGACUGCCAGAGCCAAAGAUCGAUCCGAUUUUCAAGGGUUUGAGCACUCAGUCGGGCUUCUUCACGUCCAAGAACUUUUUGCCCUUGGUCUCGGACGGCUCGAAGCCAGGUCUGUGCGCCUGCAAAUCGGCCCAGGCGCUGCCCAAGCUCUACGGCAAUGUGAUUGUCCUCGGUGCCGGCGACACGGCGUUCGAUUGCGCUACCUCGGCGCUGCGCUGUGGAGCGCGUCGUGUGUUCGUUGUCUUCCGGAAGGGCUCGACCGGCAUACGGGCCGUGCCCGAGGAGGUGGACUUGGCGCGUGAGGAGCGCUGUGAGCUGAUGCCGUAUCUGAGUCCGCGCAAGGUCAUUGUGAAGGACGGCCAGAUCACGGGCAUGGAAUUCUGCCGUACCGAGCAGAACGAGCAGGACGAAUGGAUAGAGGAUGAGGAGCAGACUGUGCGCCUUAAGGCCAACUUUGUCAUCUCUGCCUUCGGUUCGGGUCUGCAGGAUGCGGACGUUAAAGAGGCGCUGUCGCCGCUGGAAUUCCGUGGUAGCUUGCCCGUGGUGGAUCGCCAAACCAUGCAGAGCAGCGUGCCGCAGGUCUUCCUGGGCGGUGAUCUGGCCGGCGUGGCCAAUACCACCGUGGAGUCGGUGAACGAUGGCAAAGUCGCCGCCUGGAGCAUCCACUGCCAGCUGCAGGGUCUGCCCCUGGACACACCCGCCGCCCUGCCGCUCUUCUAUACGGACAUCGACAGCGUGGACAUUUCCGUCGAGAUGUGCGGCCUGAAGUUCGAGAAUCCCUUCGGCCUGGCCUCGGCACCGCCCACCACCAGCGCAGCGAUGAUACGCCGCAGUUUCGAACAGGGCUGGGGCUUCGUAGUGACGAAGACAUUUGGCCUGGACAAAGACAUGGUCACAAAUGUGUCGCCGCGUAUUGUGCGCGGCACCACGUCCGGCUACAGGUACGGGCCGCAGCAGGGCUGCUUCCUCAACAUCGAGCUAAUCUCGGAGAAGCGAGCCGAGUACUGGCUGCGCUCGAUUGGCGAGCUGAAGCGCGAUUUUCCCGAGAAGAUCAUCAUAGCGAGCAUCAUGUGCGGCUACAAUGAGGCGGAUUGGACGGAGCUGGCCACCAGGGCCGAGCAAUCGGGCGCCGAUGCUCUCGAGCUGAAUCUGUCCUGUCCGCAUGGUAUGGGUGAGAGCGGCAUGGGGCUGGCCUGCGGCCAGGAGCCCAGACUGGUGGAGGAUAUCUCGCGCUGGGUGCGCAAGGCCGUCAAAAUUCCCUUCUUCAUCAAGCUGACGCCAAACAUUACGGACAUUGUGUCCAUUGCCAAGGCAGCACAUCGCGGCGGUGCCAACGGUGGCUCGGCCAUCAAUACGGUGCAGGGUCUGAUGAGCCUGAAGGCGGAUGGAACAGCCUGGCCGGCGAUUGGCAAAGAGCAGCGCACCACGUACGGCGGUGUCUCCGGCAAUGCCACGCGUCCCAUGGCACUGCGCGCCAUUUCAGAGAUAGCGAGGGCGUUGCCAAAGGACUUUGUUAUACUGGGCAUCGGCGGCAUUGAUUCCGGCGAGGUGGCGUUGCAGUUUAUCCAGGCGGGCGCUACGGUUCUGCAGGUUUGCUCGUCCGUACAGAAUCAGGACUUUACGCUCAUCGAAGACUAUUGCACCAGCUUGAAGGCGCUGCUCUACCUGAAGGCCAAUCCGCCGCCAAUUAACGGCGCCUUCUGGGACGGCCAGUCGCCGCCAACGCCAGUGCACCAGAAGGGCAAGCCGGUGAUCCACCUGACCGGCAGUGGCAACCAGACGCUGGGCUUCUUUGGCCCCUACCAGCAGCAGCGCGACAUCAAAUUGGCCGAAUUGCGCAAGGAGAAGGGCGCCCUGUGGGAUGCCGAACGGACGACCGUCGAUACCUCCAACACUGGCGCUGUCAUCAAGCCGGCGCCCAAGAUAACAGACGUCAUUGGUGCGGCCCUGCCACGCAUCGGCCCCUACAAGAGCCUCGACAACAAGCAGCAGAAGGUGGCCCUUAUCAAUGAUGACAUGUGCAUCAACUGUGGCAAGUGCUAUAUGACGUGUGCCGACUCCGGCUAUCAGGCAAUUGAAUUCGAUAAGGACACCCACUUGCCGCAUGUCAACGACGACUGCACCGGCUGCACCCUCUGUGUCUCCGUCUGUCCCAUCAUUGACUGCAUCACCAUGGUGCCCAAGAAAAUACCGCACGUUAUUAAGCGAGGAAUCGACGAUAAGGACAAGACAUUCUACACGCAUGCGCUAAGCCAAUGUCAAUAAUUAAACAAAAUAAUAAUAUUCAUUUACUGUAAUAGAAUAUUCCGAUCAUUAUGUUUGUCAACUAAAAAAUUC
Drosophila navojoa is the source of this 3407-nucleotide messenger RNA. It is a transcript of the gene su(r), whose product is annotated as dihydropyrimidine dehydrogenase su(r). Gene Ontology annotation, molecular function: NADP binding; uracil binding; dihydropyrimidine dehydrogenase (NADP+) activity. NCBI's taxonomy places the organism in Eukaryota, Metazoa, Arthropoda, Insecta, Diptera, Drosophilidae. The record is from RefSeq and is a predicted model, not a curated record. Gene Ontology annotation, cellular component: cytoplasm; cytosol. Gene Ontology annotation, biological process: 'de novo' pyrimidine nucleobase biosynthetic process; uracil catabolic process; thymine catabolic process.